Messenger RNA from Octodon degus (degu), 3350 nucleotides. It is a transcript of the gene Eef2k, whose product is annotated as eukaryotic elongation factor 2 kinase. Gene Ontology annotation, biological process: protein phosphorylation. Gene Ontology annotation, molecular function: elongation factor-2 kinase activity; calmodulin binding; calcium ion binding. NCBI's taxonomy places the organism in Eukaryota, Metazoa, Chordata, Mammalia, Rodentia, Octodontidae. The transcript has 18 exons. The record is from RefSeq and is a predicted model, not a curated record. Bases 84 to 2255 code for a protein of 723 amino acids.
CGCCUCCCUCCCAGGGACACGACCUUCCCUGCUGCACCGGCCCCGUUGCUCUGGCUGGGGCCCAAGGGGUCUGUCCCCAGAGCAUGGCGGACGAGGACCUCAUCUUCCAUCUGGAAGGCGUGGAUGGCCGCCCCUCCUCCCAGAGUGGCUGUGAUGGGCACUCCGGUACAGACAGUGAUGAAGAGGAAGACUACUUUAUCUGCCCCAUCACGGACGACCCUGGGUCCCACCGGCACGUUAGUUCCAAGGUCGACAACUACAGCCACCUUGUGAAAAGCGAGCACGGCGGCUCCAGCGGGUCCUCGGCCGGCUGCUUCCACUACAAGGAGACCUGGAAGCAUGCCAUCGAGAAGGCCAAGCACAUGCCCGACCCCUGGGCUGAGUUCCACCUUGAGGACGUUGCCACAGAACACGCCACUCGCCACAGGUACAACGCUGUCACCGGGCAGUGGCAGGAGGAUGAGGUUCUGAUCAAGAUGGCGUCUCAGCCCUUUGGCCGCGGAGCCAUGAGGGAGUGCUUCCGGGCGAAGAAGCUCUCCAACUUCCUGCAUGCCCAGCAGUGGAAGGGGGCCUCCAACUACGUGGCAAAGCGCUACAUCGAGACGGUGGACAGGGACGUGUACUUCGAGGACGUGCGUCUGCAGAUGGAGGCCAAGCUCUGGGGGGAGGAAUACAACCGGCACAAGCCCCCCAAGCAGGUGGACAUCAUGCAGAUGUGCAUCAUUGAGCUGACAGAGAGGCCAGGCAAGCCCCUCUUCCACCUGGAGCACUACAUCGAGGGCAAGUACAUCAAGUACAACUCAAACUCGGGCUUUGUCCGCGACGACAACAUCCGCCUGACACCACAGGCCUUCAGCCACUUCACAUUUGAACGUUCUGGCCAUCAGCUGAUCGUGGUAGACAUUCAAGGUGUGGGUGACCUCUACACUGACCCGCAGAUUCACACUGAGACGGGCACAGACUUCGGGGAUGGCAACCUAGGUGUCCGGGGCAUGGCCCUCUUCUUCCACUCCCACGCCUGCAACCAGAUUUGCAGGAGCAUGGGCCUGGCUCCUUUUGACCUCUCACCACAGGAGCAGGACACGGUGAAUCAGAACACCAAGCUGCUGCAGUCGGCCAAGACCAUGUUGAGGGGCACAGAGGAGAAGUGUGGGAGUCCUCGAGUCAGGACCCUGUCUGCCAGCCGGCCCCCGCUGCUCCUUCGCCUUUCAGAGAACUCCGGGGAUGAGAACACGAGUGAUGUGACCUUCGACUCUCUCUCUUCCUCCCCCUCUUCGGCCACCCCACAGAGUCACAGACUAGACCAGCUCCAUUGGCCGGUGUUUGGUGACCUGGAUAGCUCGGUGCCCAGAGACGACUGUCUGGACAACCACCGGGACUCUGAGCCCAGUGGGGACAGCGGAUUCCCCAGUGAGAGGAGGGGUGAGCUGGAUGACCCGGAGCCCCACGAAAAUGGCCACUCCAACGGCAGGCACAGGUCGGAGUCGGACGAGGACAGCCUGGGCAGCGCAGGACGGAUCUGCGUGGAGAAGUGGAGCCUGCUCAACCCCUCCCGCCUCCACCUGCCGCGGUCUUCGGCUGUGGCCCUGGAAGUACAAAGACUGAACGGCCUGGAUCUUGAGAAGAAAAUCGGAAAGUCCAUUUUGGGAAAGGUGCACCUGGCCAUGGUGCGCUACCAUGAGGGCGGCCGCUUCUGUGAGAAGGGCGUGGAGUGGGACCACGAGUCAGCCAUCUUCCACCUGGAGCACGCAGCCGACCUGGGCGAGCUGGAGGCCAUCGUGGGCCUGGGGCUCAUGUGCUGCCAGCUCCCGCACCACAUCCUCGCCGAUGUCUCUGUGCAGGAGACGGACAAGAAUAAAACGAAAGGAUUUGACUACUUACUAAAGGCUGCCAAAGCUGGGGACAGACAAUCCAUGAUCCUCGUGGCGCGAGCUUUUGACACCGGUCAGAACCUCAGCCCCAGCAGGUGCCGAGACUGGCAGGAGGCAUUGCUCUGGUACAGCACGGCCUUGGAGACCACAGACUGCGAUGAGGGCGGCGAGUUUGACGGGAUGCAGGACGAGCCCCGGCAUGCUCUGCUGGCCAGGGAGGCCGAGAUGCUGCUGGGGGGCGGCUGCGGCCUGGAGAAGGACCCCCAGCGAGCAGGGGACCUGUACACCCAGGCAGCAGAGGCCGCGAUGGAAGCCAUGAAGGGCCGGCUGGCCAACCGGUACUAUGAGAAAGCAGAGGAGGCCUGGGCCUGCGUGGAGGAGUAAGGCCCGGAGAAUCCCUGCCAGCGGGUCGGGGCGAAGGGCCAGAAAGGCCGCAGCCUCAUUACAUUCGGGAGGAGAAAGCAUUUUGGGGGUGCUGUAAAUCACCUUUUGUAUUUCAUUUUUGACUCUUGAAAAAAUCUUUGCUGCCAGCAGAGAUGCUACGGCUGUCACUUCAGACCAUAUUUGGGGCGGUGGGCUUGAUGAUGCAGCCUGGUGAGCCCCCAGCUGCAAGUUUCUAUCUUGAUUUUCUUUCUUGUCGUGAGAUGAGAACAAGUACUUUUUGCGCUGGAAGGACAACACUGGGGCGUUGCUCACCAGCUUUCCAGGCUGGACUCACAUUUGGGCCCCUGGGAGCCCUAGAGGGGCUAGUUUGUCUCCCGUGGGCGGUGUUUUGGCCUGACAGUACAAAGCCAGCUCCAAGCCUUGGGAGGGUACAGGGCACUCUUGAGUGUGCGAUUGUCCAGUACGCGGCCUCUCCACCCCUGGGGAGCGCCUGCGCGCUGGACGUCGUCUCUCUGUACUUCAGUUCCUUCCCACGUGGGGCGCGUGUUCUGGUAUACAGCCUAGUUCUAGUUUUGAAGCAUGCUUUUUACUGUGGGUUUUGCAGAAGAGGUUUGAUUUUCCUGUCACACAUGCACUACCUCUAACUCUUGUGUCAGCCCAGGUGCAGGAGGACGCCCAGAGCGCCACAUGUCAGGGCGGUGGGCUGGGAGUGUGGGGGCCGUCCUCCCGGCAGACGCACGCUCUGCGCCUUGGGCAGCACCCGCGGGCGACUGCAGCGGCCUGGCCUUCGUGCUCCUCGGCUCUGUCUUCUAAAUCGUGAGCCGUAGAAUCUGACCUCAGCCCCCGUUCUUGACAUUUUCAUUCUUGACAUUUUCUGCUUGAAACUGUGCUAAUUUUCUUUCAUUUGCAGCCGGCUGCUUUCAGCAGCAGCCCCUUGAGAUUUGUCUAAACAGCUUGAGAAGGCGAGGGCAAGAGCUAUAAACACUCAUUAAUUCCGGCCGUUUCCCCAGGGCCAGGCUAUGCUUAUCUUUAUUCUAUGAUUUUCUUUUUAAACGGAUGUUGGUGUGGUGGAGCACCCCUGUAAUCCCAGCACUA